Paramecium primaurelia is the source of this 647-nucleotide messenger RNA. Lineage: Eukaryota; Ciliophora; Oligohymenophorea; Peniculida; Parameciidae. The record is from the annotation of a GenBank genome assembly.
AUGAGUGCAUAAGUUUUAUUUCGUGUUGUAUGUCCAACUUAACUUUCUUAAAAUGUUACUAUAGUUGGAAACCAUUCAGCAUUAGGUAAUUGGAAUCCAUAAAAUGGAUUUAAAUUGAUUACUAGUCCAGAUACUUAUCCAGUUUGGAUGAAUGAGUAUCCUUUAGAAGUCGAGCCAAGUAUUUUCAUAUUUGAAAUUUAUAGAUGAAAUUUUGGAAUUCAAACUAGUUAUAAGUAAUGGUAUAAAUUCAUAAUGGGAAAUUGGAGUAAACAGAUUGUUACAAAUCUUAAGCCAAAAGAUGAUAGUAGUCUUAACUUUUGAUUAACCACUACUUAUUAUCCAUAAUAUAAGAAGACUAUUCUCAAAUAAUGAUUUAACUAAUAUUACUGAGUGUAUUUUAAAUAAUUAUAUUUAGCCAAAGCAAGAAAGAUUUCAAUAUAGCUAUAAGAGAAAUUAUAUGAUUCAGAUGAAGACUCAGUAAUAAUAUAAAUCAUAUUAUUUAGGAUCAAGAAUUAGAGAGUGAUGAUAAUUCAUAAUUUUAUGAUGAAGAAACUUCAUUAAUUUCUAUUGAAUAAUAUUAGUGUACUCCAAAAAAAGAAUCAAAUAAUUAAGAUUGCCAAUUUCAAUUUGGAUUGGUCGAUCUUUGA